This is a messenger RNA of Rhizoctonia solani, 3105 nucleotides long. RefSeq names its product DEAD/DEAH box helicase. Bases 1 to 3105 code for a protein of 1034 amino acids. The transcript is spliced from 26 exons. Gene Ontology annotation, biological process: mRNA export from nucleus; mRNA splicing, via spliceosome. The record is from RefSeq and is a predicted model, not a curated record. Gene Ontology annotation, molecular function: RNA helicase activity; RNA binding; ATP binding. Lineage: Eukaryota; Fungi; Basidiomycota; Agaricomycetes; Cantharellales; Ceratobasidiaceae.
AUGUCUGGUAUCAAUCAGCCCGAGGAAGAGCUCAUUGACUACGAGGAUGACCACGAUGUGAGUCUCACCACCGGCGCUAACGGUGCCGCCGCCGCACCUGCCGAUGGCGAAAAGGAGAAAAAGGCGUAUACCAACGUCCACACCACGGGUUUCCGCGACUUCUUGUUGAAGCCGGAGCUCCUCCGUGCAAUCAGUGAUCUUGGUUUUGAGCACCCAUCUGAAGUGCAACAGGAAUGUAUUCCUCAGGCUGUACUCGGAAUGGACGUGCUUUGCCAGGCAAAAUCCGGUCACGGCAAAACUGCUGUCUUUGUUCUGGCGACACUCCAGCAACUCGAGCCUGUCGACGGAGAAGUCUCGGUCAUUGUGCUCUGCCACACCCGAGAGCUUGCUUACCAAAUUCGCAACGAAUACACCCGAUUCUCUCGAUACAUGCCCGAUGUUCGAACCGGCGUCGUGUUCGGUGGUACCCCCGUCGCAAAGGACAUCGAACUCCUCAAAGACAAGACCAAGUGUCCCCAUAUCAUUGUGGCUACCCCUGGUCGCCUCAACGCAUUGGCCCGUGACAAGCAUCUCGACCCCAAGAAGGUCAAGCACUUCGUGUUGGACGAUCCCGACUUCGAUAUCAUUCGCCGAUUUUUCUUGUGUUUCGUCGGUGGGGUCGCCAUCUCGGCUGGUUGCCCUACGCGAGCACCUAUUGGGGGCAACCCCUUCGAUUGGUCAUUCUACGCACUUCAAUGCGUUGACGAUGCUGCCACGAACCUGGACUCCAUCGAUGCGGUCAACUACGUUGAUGCCCUUUCGCUUGAACAAGGCCUCAAGCACAUCCACAUGCGUCGAGACGUUCAAGAAAUUUUCAGAGUCACGCCUCAUCACAAGCAGGUCAUGAUGUUCAGCGCUACCCUUUCCAAGGAUAUUCGUGUCACUUGCAAAAAGUUUAUGGCCAACCCGCUUGAAAUAUUCAUUGACGACGAGUCGAAACUCACCCUGCACGGUCUUCAGCAGCAUUACAUUAAUUUGGAAGAAGUCGCCAAAAACCGCAAGCUUAACGAUCUUUUGGAUCAGCUUGAGUUCAACCAGGUUGUCAUUUUUGUCAAGUCUGUCUCCCGGGCGAACGAAUUGAACAAGCUCCUCAACAGCUGCAACUUCCCAAGUAUCUGCAUUCAUUCUGGUCUCAACCAGGAGGAGCGUAUUAACCGCUAUCAGUCCUUCAAAAGCUUUGAAAAGCGUAUCCUUGUGGCGACCGAUAUCUUCGGCCGUGGUAUCGACGUUGAACGUGUGAACAUUGUUGUUAACUAUGAUGCGCCUUCCGAGGCUGAUAGCUACUUGCAUCGCGUUGGUCGUGCCGGUCGUUUUGGAACCAAGGGUCUUGCGAUAACCUUCGUAUCAUCCCCUGCAGAUACCGAGGUUCUUCAACAGAUCCAAGGCCGUUUCGAGGUUAAGGUCACCGAACUUCCCGAUACCAUCGAUUCUAGCACCUACAGUAGUGACGUCCUAAACUCAGGGCUGUUCUAUAAUGUGACGUUCCACAAUGAUGACCUAAUUUUUCUCGUUAUGUACUUCUUCCUCGUUACCACCACCACCGCUAUGCAUCUACAUCUGACUAACGGAACCGACAUUGACUCGAAAACUGAAUCCUUGGUAAAGGCCUACAAAGCAGUAGACCAUGAGGACAAUACCCGGGCGAUCUUGUUGGCUUUACUUACUUACGCCCCAACGCCCGAGGGGAAGGCCUACGUACGUGGAGAAAUCCUAAAACAUGAGGGCGAUCAACUCGGGAUGAAGAGUGUGGCGGACAGUAUUCUGCGAAAACUGCUUCUGCCGGUCAUUGCACUCGGUACCAAAUCGCACGUGUCACCAAGCGCACGCACAGAAAUUAAGCAAAUCGCACUCUCCCGAGACAACUAUAGAUGCAUCGUGUCAAAAGCGGUGGAAUUAUCCUACUUUUAUACCCCCGAGACUGUGGAAUGGAACCCGGGUGAUGUAUGGUUGCCCACGUACGCGUCCCACAUCAUCCCGUUGGCAAGAAAUACAAAGUCGAGCUCGUGGCAAGCUCUUGAGCGAUUCGCUGGAUUCCGACUGGAGGAGCUUUAUGGCGAUCACAUCAGCACCGUCUCGAACAUUGUUACCCUGACUUAUGAUAUCCAUGUUGCGUUUUGUCGAUUUCUAGUUUGGUUUGAGCUUGAUAAGAAAAAUCCAAAGCCUAACGUGUAUAGGUACCGCAAACAACUGCAUACUUUGCCAGGCCCACCCGACGGCACUAUUGUACGAUUGUCAACGACCGAUCCCGAUUUGCCCGUCCCACAGAUAAAAUACAUUUUACUCCAUGCUGCACUGGCAAAAGUACUCCGAGACUCGGAUAUGGGGCGCUGGGUUGACGGAAUGCUUAGAGAGAUCGAGCGCCUGGAAAACCUCGCCUCUGAUGGUUCUAACGCUGAUGUACUUGCUUCGGGGCUACACGCGACGGGUCUAACGAGUAACAACUCUACGCCGGGAGUUUUAGGAGCCUGGGCUCAAUUCGGCAAAGACUAUCCUUUCUUGAAUGUUGAAGAAAUUCUCGAAACGUCCCACGGCGUACGUUCCAUUGACACCUUGCGUCGUUGGCUCCGCCUAGAUGACGAGGAAAAGCUCAAUUCAGAGGUGACUCGCUUCGAAUCGGAAGUUAUCCGUCAUGGUUUGGUGCUUUUGCCAGGAGUGCAGAAGAUUCUAGAUACGCUUAAAGAGGGUCAAACAGAGGAGCGUCCCGGCUGGACAAUUGUAACCAGUGCUACUAGGUGGUAUGCACCACAAGCUUUGAAGUCUGUGGGAAUUCCUCUACCUAAACACAUGGUGAUGGCUGAAGACGUUGAGCGUGGAAAGCCAAACCCGGAUCCAUACCUCCAGGGAGCAAAGAACUGCAAGGUUGAUCCUAAGAACUGCCUUGUAGUAGAGGAUGCCGUUUCUGGACUAAAGGCUGGCAGAGCCGCGGGUGCAAAAGUUCUGGGAGUUUGCACCAGUGCACCUCGCUCGACGGUAGAGCAAGGGGCACCCGACUUUAUAGUUCAAGACCUAACCAAGGUCUCAGUUAAAUGGGUCGGAGAAAAAGUGGAGGUCACAAUCGACGAGUAA